AUGAUACUGUAUGUAAGAAAAUUGGUUUUUUUCAGCUUGAUCAAGAAUACUAACAAGUUAUUAAUGUAAUUAUUUAAAAUAGUGCUCUAGCUCCUUAUAAUGAAUAUUACUAUUUAUACAAUAUUUUUAUUUCUUAGAUAAGUUCAUAAAUAUGAUUAAUACAAAUCAGUAUAGAUGUCAGUUAAAAAAUCCUAGUUGCAAAUUUAAGAUAAAAAAAAAUAACUGAAAGUAAUUUAAAGAUUAUUCAUUUUAGGAGGUAAGCUGGCCUCCUAUGUUGUUGCUUUAAUCAUUGUCUACUGGAUAGGAUUCUUCGACGUCAACCUUAUCCAAGGUGUUUUAGUGGUGUUUCUUAUGAUCUUUAUUAUUAACGAUUCCACACUCUGUAUUUACAAGUAGAAAAAUGACAAGAAUGAAAUUAGAGAAUACGUUGUUCCCUUCUCAUUUAAAUAUUGGAUUGUAUUUUUAAUCUACAUUUGCAUCAUCACAACUUUGAGAUAUGUAUACAUUUUAUUCUUUAUGGGAUAAACAAAAAUUAACGAAGAAAAACAAUGGAUCAUAAGUUUGAUUGGAAUAAAUAAUCAAGAUAAUUAUGACAUUCUAUUUUGGGUCUUAUUUUAUUUUGCAGCUCUUCAAUACGAUUCAUAUAGAUCAAAGAUAUACCUUAAAUAUUCAAAUUAAAUAGUUGAUAUCUUCUUAGCAAAGAUCAGUAAUAAGGAUAAAUAAACUAAAAUAAGAACUACAAUAGAAACUCUCUAUUUGUUGUUUAUGAAAACCAUCAUUUGGAUUACAUUCACACUAAACAUUUGCUUUAUCAUUUUUACACCAUUUUCUUUUGUCAAUCUGGGAUUAUUUGUAUUUAUAGGCGGACUCUUUUUCUAUUAUACAUUUCAAUUCAUAAGAGACAAAGUUAACUACAAUUCAAUGUCCAGAUUUUGGUACUUAUAUUUGUAUGCACUUGUAAUGGCAUUUAUAAUUAGAUAUAUAUUUUAAUUCAUUUGUUUGCCUGAUUACAAUUAAAUUACAGCUUCUAGUCUAGAAGGCCUAUAUAACAAUUUAUAACUAAAAUAUCAAUAAUAUGGAUUCUACUAAUAUAAUUAGAGUAAGCUAAGAAUUGAGUACUUGCCUGAUAUGAUUGCCAUAUUUUUUGGAGCUAUUUCUUUGAACACAUAUCAAUUUUUUAAGUAAGCAUAAAAGAAUAAGUUAAAAUUGGCAUCUAUGACAAAUCAAGUUCCAAAUACAAUAGAAAAGCCACUCUUAUCUGCAGAUUCAUUAUUGGAGCAGUCUGGUUCCAGUGAUGUUGCGAUUACUGAUAAAAUUGAGAAACAAUAAUAGAAAGAUUUAGAGGACUUAGUAAAGAUUAUGAAAAUCAAUAUCUUAGAUGAAUAUAAAUUCCUUCAAAAACCUAUAAUGUUCAUAGCAUAAAUUAAUACAGAUUUACUGACUUUAUAUGUUGUAUUUUCUGUGGUCUUUUUUGUAUAAUCAGUUGCAUCCUUCAUUAUUUUGGUAUUGUAUUUGAGUUAUUUUGUAACUGUUCAUAAUGCAUUACUAGAUAAUGUGGAAGAAAAAAAUUUGUUGGCAAGACUAAAAUAAAAAAUUGUAAGUUUGAAAAAAAAAUAUGUUGAUUACAGUUCUAAAUCCAACGAUCAAAAUGACAAUGAAGAUGAAAUAAAUUUAGUGUAGGCUACUAAUCUUAUCACAAUGACGAGAAUGAAAAUUCGUAUUGAAAAAAAGGUUUCAAUUUGGAAAAUCUCCUUUAGUUUUAGUUGUUUUUGUGUAUUUUUGACCUAUCUAUCGUAAUAUUUAUCUUUAGCCAUUUAAACUGAUAAUGUAGACGCAUAAAAAGGAAUUUUAGAUGCUUAAUUAGGGUUAUAUAUAUUUGGUACCUUUGCUUAAGAACUUUCUGGCGCUUAAACAUGUUUUUGUGGAUAGUUUGAUCCCAGUAGCAGUUGUUAUGGAUCUCUUAAGACUGGUUCAUCCACUAUUUUUGAUGAGGUAUUAUUCUAUUUAAUUCUUGUAUUUGCAAAUGUUGUUGAUGCUGGAUGCACAAUGUUUCUUAAAGAACAACUAGAAAAAGAAUAGGAAAAUAUCUAAUCUUUUGAACAUCAAUUUUAAGAACAAAAAUAAAAAUCUGAAUCAAAAUAAGUCAUUUCAAGAUCAAUGAUUCAUACUUUGAAAGGUAUUCAUAAUCAGGCUGAAGGUGACAGUCCAAUCAAUUUCAUAUAAGAAUAGUAAGAAAUAGAUGAUUAAAAUGAAUUAGAAGAAUUUAAAAAAGAAUAUCCUUUUCUAUCUAUUAAUGUUAUUAAUAAAUACGAUUAACCAUAAGAAUUAAGUUAGGAUGACUUAAAGAAGAUUUAAAUAGCAGCCAAAGAUAUUAAUUAUUAUAAUAACAGAUCUAGAAUAUUUAAAUUGAACCUAACAACUGCAGGGUUUGUGACUUUGCAAAGAGUUUUCAUACUAAUCUUAUUAUUCAAUACUUUAUUAGCUAAUAAUAUAUUUUCUUUAGUAUAUUUGGGAGUAGCUACCUAUUUAUUUUUGUAAAGAACUGGGGCUUCAAAUAUUAAGAUUUUAAAUACAUUCUCAGUAGCUGCUAUUUGGAUCCAAUACAUUAUGAUAUACUUUUUAAAUUAUGAAAUAGAGGAUAAUGAUAAAUUGUUACCUGUCAUGGCUUAGGGUUAUAAUAAAGAUGUAUUUAGUUUAAUUAAGAUGGCUAAAGUUUUCUAAAAUUAUCCAUAUUUCAUUCCCUAUCUUGGUUUUGAUAAUGGACCAAUUAUGGAUUGCUCCAAGUUUGACAAUGGUUCAACCUCUACAAACUCAACCGAAACUACAUUUUUAGAAAGUCAUUAUUGUCUUACCAAUAAUAGUAUUGAAUGGAUCUUUAUCUUAAAUACUCUUGUACUUUCGCUUAUAUAUUUGUAUUUCCUACUACUACAACACUUAUCUAAAUUGAUUUUAACUACAACUAUUAAAAUGGAGUUAGAUCUGUAAUUUACAUAAUCAAUUUUAUAAAAGCUUUACUCAAAGAGCAAAUUUUCUGUCUCUUUAAAUUAUUAAACUUGGAAAAAUCGUGUAUAUUCAACCAUGUCAGGCAUUAUAUAAUAAGUUAUUAAAAUUAACCAUAUUGUUUUUAUUUCUAUUAUCAUAUUAUUGGCUUAGUCAAACAGAAUACUUUUAAACUUUUUUGAGUUUAUCCUGGCAGUAUUGUUUUUAGUUAUUUUUGAAUUUGUGCUAACAUCUAACAGAGAAUCAAAUUUAAGAAGGGAAAGCAUUUAUUUUAAAGUUCUAUUCUACUUAGCUGUAUUUACAAUAUCAAUGUACACAAUUUUGAGGUUGCCAUGGAUUUUGAAUUGGUGUGCUUCUUAAGCAGAGGAAAACUUUAAUCAGGAUUCUGAUUUUUAGAACGAAUUUAUUUGCUUAGAAAUUUUUGAAAUGCGACUCGGAGGAAUGAUCUUUAUAUUAUUCUUCAUUUCACUUCACUUUGAUCUAAUAAAUUCUGAAUAGUUUAUUGAAUCUUUAAAUAAAUUUAUGAUUUUUGAACAAUAAUAAGCAAAAAUGAUUUCAAGGGCACUUGCCUAUCAUAAGAAUUUUAAGAAAUACACUGCCAUUAUUUAAGUCUCAGUAUAAAAAGCACUAUUUAAAAAAACCUAAGAAAAGGCUUAAGAUAAAUUAAAAAUGUGGCAUGCAAAAUUGCUAGAUAAAACUAAAGAUAAAGUCAUAAUGGCAGAUGAAAUACAAUUAGAAUAUUAACAAUAAUCAAAUUAAUAGUAAUAAUAAUAAUAAUUAGAAAAACACUCAGAAUAAUAAGAAUAAUAAUAAUAAUAAUAAUAAUAAUAAUAAUAAUAAUAAUAAUAAUAAUAAUAAUAAUAAUAAUAAUAAUAAUAAUAAUAAUAGUAAUAAUAAUAAUAAUAAUAAUAGUAAUAAUAAUAAUAAUAGUAGUAAUAAUAACAACAACAACAAUAAUAAUAAUAAUAACAAAAAUAUUAAUUUGCUAGUGAAUUAGAAAUACCGAUAAGAAAGGAAAUGGUUAGUUAAUUUUAGGUUGAGUAGGAAGAAAGAAAAAGUGCAGAGAUGCCAGAAGAAAAACUUUUAAAAGAUACUAAAUUUUAGGGUUUAACCAAAUCAUAAAAAUCAUGCAUAGAAAUAAUUGCUUUCAUUCAAUCUUUCAAUAAUAAAUUUAAAUUUAUGAGCUUACCAAAUGUUAUGGAUUAUUUACUAUCCUAAAACAUUAUAUUAAAAAGAAGAGUUUAAUUCUCCUUGACUGAUUUUCUACAAGAAAAUUACCGAUAAUUUGAAGAGGAAUUAUUGUAUAUUGAUUAAUUUUAUUCUCAUUUACACAAAAAAUUAAGAGCUGCUCCAAAUUAAAUAUUGGAUGUCACAACAAUAACAGAUGAGCUAAUCUAGAAAUUAGAAAAAUCCUCAUAUAACAAUUCUAAACUUGGUAGAAAAAUGUAAAAAAUUAUCUCAUCAAUGAAAUUGACCUCAAAAUUAUCAAAAUAAGCAAUGCUUCAGUCUAAUUAUUCUAUAUCUCCAUAAAAACAAUAAUAAGGUUUUGAUGAAGAUAUUAGUUAUGAAAACUACAUUAAAUCAACUGAUUUGUAUUUUGUAAAGAUAGUAGAUGACAAAUAAUUAAUUUUUGUCGAAAAUACCAAAUAUUCAUCAGCUCUUACAAAACUAUCUUUAAGCAUUCUUAUUUUUAGAAUCAUUACUGAAAUAUUUAGCUUAAUAAUUACAUAUUGGAUGCCAUUCUGCUUUUUGCUUAUAAUUUUUUACUAUUUAGUAGACAGUGGACUACUAGGUGGUGUGUUACCAUUUAUGUUAUUUUUAUGGAUCUUGAUUGAUGAAAAAGUGUAAUCAAAAUUAUUCUGGAUAAUUGCAUUCACAAUAUAUUUCUUCAUAUCUAUGUUGGUAUUUGCUUAUUCAUUAAGUGGAGUAGUAGAAAAGCAAUAUCAAAAAAGCAAUUACGGAAAUAAAAUGGCUUGGUACUAUCCUCUUUAUAAUGGAAAUCAAAGUAUUUCAUAUGAAGUAAUGCUAAUGAUUUUCAUUAUCUUUUAAGUUUAUUUUGCAAAGCAAUUUGGAGUAUAUUAUAAGAGCUUAUUAGAUAUUGAAAAUAUAUUUUAAGGAUAUUUGAGGAUGAAAAUCAAUAAAUUUACAAAAUUUAUUAAGAAAUCUAUUAUUGAGAAAUAAAAUCUGUCUAAAUCGGACGAUUAAGAUAAAUUAGUAUUUGAAGAAGAUUUAUAUGAUCUACAAAAUUAGCAAGAGGAGAAUAACUAAUUUUAAUUGAAAGAAAGCAUUGAAAUAGAAAAAAGAAUAAUUGAUGAUCCAAAGAUUUUGAUAUAAGAUUCUUCGAAUUUAUUUGAAAGAAUAUUUUCUUACAGAUUUUCAAGACCUGGUGUUGACUUGUAUCCAAUUACAGCAAGUAUCUAGAUUUUAAUAUUAAUUUACACUCUCAUAUUUUUUACCAAUAUGGUUAAUGAAUCAAUAAAAAUCAACAACAUUUUGAAAACUAAUUAAAUACCAACAUCUUUAAUAUGGGCAUUGUUAGUUGAAUUCAUAUUGAUGUUUAUAGAAAGAUACAUAACAAUGAAAAGCAAUGCAGAUGUUAUAGAUAGUGACAAUAAAAAACCAUCCUUUUUUUAGAAAUAUAAACUCUAAUUUUUUUUGAAAUUCCUCUUAUAAUUAUGCACAGUAAUUUUAAUCUAUUGGUUGAUUUUCUUAAGAUUAGGGAAUCCCUGGGGAGAAAAUCCAAUUUAUGAACAUGAUUCUACUUCAGCAGCAUCAUAUUCUAAAUAUAAAUCAAAUGGUUACAUUGAAUGUUUUUUCAUCUUAUACUCAGCAUAUUUUACUGUAUCUGCACUUUAGUUGAGAUAUGGUUAUAAAAAACUAAAACUUAGAAACACUUUAUUGUAAUCAUAUAAUAUGAUAUCCUACGCAAUAGCUUAAACUUACUAUUCAAUUCCAUUUUUAUUUGAACUCAAAGUACUAAUGGAUUGGACAUUCCUUAAAACCUCCUUAGAUGUGUUUUAAUGGUUCACUUUGGAAGACAUUCAUGGAAUCAUGUAUUUUACAAAAAAUAAAUCUAAAGAUUAUUUAGAAAAACCAUUAGGAAAAAGGAUUUCUAAGUUUUAGAAAUGCACUUGUGGUUGUUGUUUAGUUUUAGUUAUUUUUGCUUGCAUUUUUGGUCCUUUGAUUCUGUUCUCAAGUUUAAAUCCAGCUUCAGAACUGAAUCCUGUUCGAGGAGGGGAAUUCUCACUUUCAUUGAUUAACACUAAAACAGCCCUAAAUGUUGUUUUAUAUUAAACUAAUUAAUUUUAUGGAUUAGAAAACACCUUACAAAAUCAAUAAGAGAUUGACACAACCUUAAAUUAACAUUGUACUAAUUCAAUAAUUAAUAAUGCACCAAAAUCAGGAGAAUUAUAAUAAUUUUAGCUAUUAAAUUUUUCAAAUACUAAUUGGGAUAUAUCCUAUCCAUUAUACUAAUAAUUACUAGAAUAACUUAAUGAAACAAUAAAUGGAUCAGUAGCUCAUGAAUUUUUCUUUAAUGUAUCAUUCAUCUUUACGAGGGAUUAAUAAAAAAUCAUCCCAACCAAAAAUUACUUUUAAUAUCCUGGAAGUGGAAAUGAAUAUUUAAAAGAUCUUCCGGGGUAGAAUGAAACCUCUUUACCAAAAUCAAUUUUAUCAGAUAUUUCUUCAUUAUUGCAAUGUAAGAAUAGUCCAGAAUCAAAAAAUCCACUUUAAAUUCCUUUAGAGAACCUCUAUAUUGAGACUGUGCAAUUAUACUCCGCUGAUGGAACUUCGUUCAAAUCUAAACCUAUUUAUCUCGAUGGAGUUAAUAGUGUUGCAAAUGCGAACUUAUCAUUCUUUUGUUCUGGAACAUCUCCUUUGGAUGGAUAAUCUUGGUGGACUCUUGUUUAUUCUGGUAAAGCAUGUUUGUUGGAAACGUGUGGAAAAGAUCCUAAAAAAGAUUAGCCUAAUGGUUUGAUUAUGUUUGUAGUCUCAGAUACGUUUUCAACUCUAACUCAAGGAUUUAGCAUCAUAACAAUUUAUACAUCAGUUAUUCUACUUAUUGGAUCUUUUAUUCGAUCAUUUUUUUCAGGGCAAAUUUGGAUGCUUGAAUUCAAAGGGAUGGUCCAUCCUGAUGAUUUGAUUAUGAUUUGUCAAGCUAUUUCUAUUGCUAGAUCUCAAAAAGAUUUCAAGAGUGAAAAUAUUUUAUACUUUGAACUGGUUGAUAUUCUUAGAUCCCCGGAAAUUGUUAAGGUAAUGACUGGAACUUGGACUGAAGAACUUAAAAAAAAGGAAAAUGAAAGAGAACAGUAAUUGUAGUUAGAAAAAGAAGAACAAUAAAUAUUACUAUAAUAAUAAGAUAAAUAACAAUAACAAGCAUAGAAUAAUAAUGGAUAAAAACUGAAAUAAGAUUGA
Molecule: messenger RNA, 7413 nt
Organism: Paramecium tetraurelia
Lineage: Eukaryota; Ciliophora; Oligohymenophorea; Peniculida; Parameciidae
Exons: 5
Biological process (GO): detection of mechanical stimulus; regulation of membrane potential; cellular response to mechanical stimulus
Cellular component (GO): membrane
Molecular function (GO): mechanosensitive monoatomic ion channel activity; monoatomic cation channel activity
Source: RefSeq, a predicted model, not a curated record